Molecule: messenger RNA, 1899 nt
Organism: Haemonchus placei
Lineage: Eukaryota; Metazoa; Nematoda; Chromadorea; Rhabditida; Trichostrongylidae
Source: the annotation of a GenBank genome assembly
AUGCCACCUCAGAAGAAAAUGCGAGAGCAUAAGUUUGACACCCCGCGGUUGCCUAUUCAUGAUGUCGAAUUCCAAAUUAUGGAAGCCCUUCACAGUCAUGAAACUGUUGUCCUCAUCGGUGAAACUGGUUGUGGGAAGAGUACGCAAGUGCCGCAGUUUUGCGUUCGAAUUGGGCUGGGUCGGAAAGGCCGUAUAGGUGUAACUCAACCACGCCGUUUAGCUGCUGUUUCUCUUGCCAGUCGAGUGUCCGAGGAACUCAGUUCACCUUUGGGACGAAAGGUAGGAUACCAUGUCAGAUUCGAGAGGGAGCUGUCAGAAGAGACUAAAAUUGUUUUUCUAACUGAUGGAAUUCUGCUGAGGGAAGCCAUCCAUGAUCCCCUUUUGAGAGACUAUAGCACCAUCCUCGUCGAUGAAGCUCACGAGCGUAGUCUUCAUACUGACAUCUUACUAAACGUCUUACGAUUAUGUCAGCGGCAACGGAAGGAAACCGACAUGCUUCCACUUCGCAUAGUCAUCAUGUCUGCUACCCUGGAGGCUGAACUUUUCUCAAAAUUUUUCAACGAUGCUCCGGUAUUUGUUGUCAAAGGUCGAACUUUUCCUGUCGAGGUUUAUCACGCAGAGCUCAAUCCUGAUAACGCUGACUAUGUCUACAAUGCUCUUGUCUGCAUCAAAGAUUUACAUCAGGAAGAACCUUUAAGUGAUCAUUUUCUUGUUUUCUUGACGGGUCGCGAGGAGAUCGAGGGCGCAGCCAAAAAACUGAAGGAACUGAAUGAGCAUUUCACUUCUCCUAUUUUCCCUGUUCCACUGUUUGCAGCGAUGAGCAGUGUAGCUCAAAUGAGGGCGUUCGAGCCGCCACCGGAGGGCCACCGAAAAGUCGUGCUGGCCACGAAUAUCGCAGAAACAUCGCUUACUAUCCCCGGAGUACGCGUAGUAAUUGAUUCCGGAAAAGUUAAGACAAGGUCGUUCACUGCUGCUAAUCGCAUAGAUGUUCUUCGAAUACAUGAUAUAAGCAAGGCGCAGGCGAUCCAGAGGGCUGGACGGGCUGGGCGUGAGGCCCCAGGGAAGUGUUAUAGACUUUAUCCAUUCCGUCACUUCGAGAAGCUGGAAGCUACAAGCGUUCCCGAAGUACUCCGUAGUAAUUUAGCAACGGUGUUGUUGGAAAUGUUAGCCCUCGGACUUCGACGACCUCGGAAGUUGAAACUGAUACAGCAGCCCGAAGAAGAAAGUAUGAUAGCUGCUGAACGAGAGUUGCUGGUGGAAAGACUCAAAGUUUUUUUUAGAGUUCUCAUUAUUGCUGAUGAAUUGGCUUGUAUGGAAGAAGCGUUGACAAUCAUAGCCUCUAUGUAUUGUGAGACUGUUUUCGAACAAGAUGGAUAUAAUGACAGUCAAGAUAUCGACCGAAUAAGAGCACGGUUUGCCUCUAACGAGAGUGACCAUCUCACCGUGAUGAACGUGGUGCACGCAUUCAAGCAAGAAAAGCAAAAGAAUGUCGAGCAUUUGAAGGAAUGGUGCAGCCAUAAUCAUCUCAACUUCAAGAAUCUCACAAUGGUGUUGAAAGUUCGUAAACAACUGCGUGACAUUGCAAUGGAAUGUGGCAUGAAAAUGAUGUCAUGUGGCGCACAACGGGAAAAAGUGCGGAAUCUUUUUCAAUCCUUAAAGUUACGCUGCGUCAUUCUUAUAGUAGGAUUUCAAAAUUCGUUGUUCAGACAAGCGCUGGCUUGUGGAUUGUUCAUGAACGCGUGCGAGUACAGUCGUCAGGAAGAUCGUUAUCGCUUACUAGUCAAGCCCGGAACAACUUUGAAGAUCCACCCUUCAUCAAGACUGUGCCGUGUGAGUGUUCAGCUGUUACUUUUUGAUCUUCAGAUUUCUUGUUCUUUGUUGUACAAUCCCCUAAUAUAG